Messenger RNA from Chaetura pelagica (chimney swift), 843 nucleotides. RefSeq names its product 5', 3'-nucleotidase, cytosolic (gene NT5C). The transcript has 6 exons. NCBI's taxonomy places the organism in Eukaryota, Metazoa, Chordata, Aves, Apodiformes, Apodidae. The coding region runs from base 1 to 843 and encodes 280 amino acids. The record is from RefSeq and is a predicted model, not a curated record. Gene Ontology annotation, biological process: pyrimidine deoxyribonucleotide catabolic process. Gene Ontology annotation, molecular function: 5'-nucleotidase activity.
AUGAAUGCAGGGGCUGCUGAGCCUCGGGCCGCCCUCCUCUUCUCCCUGUCGGGGCAGAACAGCCCCGAAGGUGCCCAGAGCCUUCAAGAUGCUUCUUGCCCCGCGGCAAACGAGCCCGGGGAACCCUCGUGGCUGAGCGACCGGGCAUCCCCGCCCUCCUCAUGCAUAUUCAUCUAUUCAAAUCCCUCUUUUCCCCGUCCCGCUCUCGCGGGGGUUGCGGGCUGGGGCGGCGGGAGGAGCUGCGGGGCCGGUCCCGGGCCCCUGCGGGUGCUGGUGGACAUGGACGGCGUCCUGGCCGACUUCGAGGGUGCGGUGCUGCGGGGGUUCCGCUCCCGCUUCCCCGGGGAGCCAAGGGUGGAGCUGGCGGCUCGGAGGGGCUUCUCGGUGCGGGAGCAGUACCGGUGCUUGCGGGAGGACCUGGCGGCUAAGGUGGCCAGUGUCUAUGAAUCACCUGGCUUCUUUCUAGAGCUGGAUCCAAUUCCAGGAGCCCUUGAAGCUAUGCGGGAGAUGAUCCACAUGCAGGACACUGAAGUCUUUAUUUGCACAAGUCCUCUCCGGAAAUACGAGCACUGCAUCGUGGAGAAGUAUAAAUGGGUAGAAAAACACCUGGGCCCCGAGUUUGUGGAGCGGAUUAUUCUGACCCGGGAUAAGACGGUGGUGUCUGCUGACCUGCUGUUUGAUGACAAGGACACCAUUAAAGGUGCUGAGCUGAACCCCAGCUGGGAGCACAUCCUGUUCACCUGCUGCCACAACAGGCAGCUCCAGCUGCCGGCCCCGCGCCGGCGGCUCCUGUCCUGGGAGGACGACUGGAAAGCCAUCCUGGAGAGCAAACGCAGGCAGUGA